Messenger RNA from Umbelopsis ramanniana AG, 3350 nucleotides. RefSeq lists its product as uncharacterized. Gene Ontology annotation, biological process: regulation of ARF protein signal transduction. Bases 100 to 3255 code for a protein of 1051 amino acids. The record is from RefSeq and is a predicted model, not a curated record. The transcript is spliced from 7 exons. Gene Ontology annotation, molecular function: guanyl-nucleotide exchange factor activity. NCBI's taxonomy places the organism in Eukaryota, Fungi, Mucoromycota, Umbelopsidomycetes, Umbelopsidales, Umbelopsidaceae.
AAAAAAAAAUUCGGACAAUCAUAUGGGUGGUCACCGAGCUCUGUAACACUGACAUAUCAAAUAUUAUCUCUUUUUGGUUGUAAACUUCAAAAGAGUACUAUGCGCAAAGGAUGGGAAUGGAUACGUAGGAAACCAGUUGAGCAACCACAUCAUAUCAGCCCGCCUAUCGUAUUAUCACCACAUUCCACUUCCAAGAGUGAGACAACACAUACCUACGCGAACUCUCAUUUGGUUUCUCGGCCACCACCUCAAAUGACAACCUCAACAUCUGCCCCAUACUUUGAUGUUGAUAAGCAGCUUUUGCAUUCAUUCGCUCAAGGUAAUACACAGAACAAGGUAGCUCCGCUUGGAGUGACCAUGAACAGUCGCCCAAUCAUGCACAAGUCCGUAAGCGAACAGUUCCAUCCUCCAGUACGAACUUCGAGUCUCAGACGAAAGGCGCAGCCAACUGAAAAGUCGGUGGAGUUCGACAAAAGAAAGUCAGAUGGUACAAUGUCAAUUUACAACACAUUUGGCUCCGAAGAUAUUCAAGCUGUUGUGGAUGAACCACUAGUAUUGAAGGUCGAUAAUUCAUCAGAUGGCGGUGUCAAUCGCAUGUUAAACGAGACGAAAGGUGGCGUUCGUGAAACCCAUGUAUUGAGCAAAGCAGCUUUGGAGGACUUGCACCAUGAUCACACUGUACCUACCACUACAGAAACAGCUAUUCAUACUAAUGGUCAGCAAUUCGUCGCCCCUUCACAGUUUCAAUGUGAACUUUUACCGUUGGUGCCUAAUACCGGUAUGGAUCUUAGUAACGACGCAAGAAGAUCCACCCAGUCCAAUGCCACAGCCACUUCUACCGAGUAUGAAUCUGCGAGCAUGUAUUCUGCACUGGAUGAUGUGUCGAGUGACUCGGAUCUUGAUAGCGAUGAUUUCGUUGACGCACUUGAACCCGAGGAAGCGGAGCGAGCUAAAGCAGAAGCAAAAUUAUCAAAACGCCUUAGUGGACACAAUUUCGGUAGUGCCGGAGGUCUGGUAUUGAAUAUCAUGGACGAACCGGUGAAGAGGAACAGCUUUGACCUCAAGGCCCCACCCCCCGAUAGUCUAGUCAAAGCCAUGCUUGAAUGGAAGAGGUCUAGCUUGGAGGGAAACAAGAGGGUCAGCUUGCAAAGUUUACAAGGGUUAAGAUCCUCGCUCAUUCGCGAUAUGCAAACCGACACAAACAGUGACAAAACUGAGACAGGAAAAAUUAAUGAAAGAAAGAAACCUACGCCAUUAGUCUCUGUACCCGACAUUCACCUGUCACCUUCUAGUGCUGUCUCCACUCCCAAGGAGGUUCGAUUUUUCGUUGACAGUUUUUCCAAAAGUUUCGAUGACUUAAUGGCGGGUAACGAGUCCUUAGAAAUCACCGACCUUAAGGACCCGCGACAAUUGUCCGCCCCACAAUUCGAGAUCACCCCAGUAUCGGCAGAUGAAGACGAAGAUGACGCUGCUCGAGCCGCUGAGGCUCUAUGGGACGAGGACGAGUCAUUUGUAGAGAAAGAGGCUAUGACAGAAUGGCUCGGACAAAGCAAAAGUCUGAAUGCUAGAGCGCUACACUUGUACAUGAAGAAAUUCGAUUUCUCACAUAUGCGACUGGAUACGGCAUUCAGAAAAUUAUGCAGCAAGCUGUAUCUUAAAGCAGAAGCACAGGUCAUUGAUAGAGUGCUUGAGGUGUUUGCAAGACGUUAUUGGGCCUGUAAUCCAGAUAGCCUUUUCGGUACCUCAGAUGUUGUCUAUGCCGUGGUAUAUUCUCUAUUGCUUUUGAACACAGAUUUGCACGUCGCGCAGGGUAGCCAUACUAGAAUGACUCGGUCAGCUUUUGUCAAAAACACUAUGAUGACCGUUCGUGAUACUCGUACACCAGUGGAACAGAAUAACCGAGCCAUCCAGCUGAGCAAGGUAUGGGAAGACCAAAUGGAGAGCUUACUGCGAGAUAUGUAUGCUUCCGUGAAGGGCAAUCAAAUUCUUCAGCCACUGCAGCCGGGUGCAAGGAAGAAUGGAUAUCUGAAACGUCGUAUGGGCUCGAUAAGACGCUCUGUGCGAAGCAGCAUGCUAUUUACAUUUAGCGCUGAGAUGAAGGAACAGCUCGGAGAUGAGACUUCGGAAACACCUACAGUAGCAGUAAAUGCUGCGGAGCCAGUUGCUCGUAUCUCGGACAGUGCCAGUUCAGCAACCGUGACACUGGCCGGUAUAUCAAAGGACAGUGAAAUUGAAGAUGUCCCUGCCGAAAAUACCCAGAAAGAUACCACUGAUGAUUCACGCUACAACAAGCAGGGAUUUGCCAUCCGAAAACAUUUGUUGGAAAGUGCUGAUAUCAAAGCUAGACAGCGCAAUUGGUCUGAAAUCUUCUUGAACACAGAGGAUGGCCAACUUUGCGUUUACGCAGUGGCCGGAGUAGCAUUGAGCGACAACGCCAAUCGAAAAAGUGUGUUCCGGCUUAGCAGUCUGAAUGGCAGUACGCCAUAUUUGCAAUCAUCGUUGGCUCCACCUACAAACGAGUCCACCAUGACUGAUCUCAUUGGCAGCAACUGGAAGGCAUCAACACAUCUACUUGAUCAAAUACUGCUUUCUCAUUCUUUAGCCAACGCCUUACCUGCUCCUGGGUACAACCGACAAAGACCAUUUGUAUUUGCUUUGCAGCUUCCCAAUGGAGGUGUUAAUUUGUUUCAAGUCAGUUCAGCCGAAGAAGUGAAUGACUGGGUUGAUAUCUGCAACUAUUGGGCUGCUCGUCAAAGCAGAGCGGCGGCUGCUGGAGGCGUCAUCAACAUGGAAUAUGGCUGGAGCGAUAGGCUCCUGGAAGGGAGUGUGUCGGCUGAUACUGUCAACGUAUACGAAUGGACCCCACCUGCACCAUCUAUGGGCACCAGUCACUUGGAUGAGAUCAGCCAAUUGAAUGAGCUCCGAAAGCAUCUCGACGAACUAAACGAUCAAUUAGAAACACAUUGCAUGCUAGACAAAAAAAUUGAAGCGAAGUUUGCAAACAGGAGACAAAAUCAAUUGAAGGCUCUCAAUAACUGGCACAACAAAUUAAACUAUCUUCGACGAGAGAUUAUAAAGUACGACAGUUACUGCAAUAUACUGACAGAUGCCAUGGCAAGACAAGAUAGACGGCACCGAGAUAUUUUUUCGUCUACCAUGCAGUCCUCUCCUCUCAGCAUCGAGGAAAGUAAUAUUGACUUAAUCUCAGAACUUCAAAACGAGCUUUCACUAGUAGGCGAUGGAAAAUGGUUCUGAUCUCGGGCAGUGGGAUCUCCAUCUGAGCCGCAUAGUUAUACCACGCAUAGUAUACUAAAAGAAAAUGUAUAAUAUCCAACCUCCAUUCAAUAAUC